Molecule: messenger RNA, 1291 nt
Organism: Malurus melanocephalus (red-backed fairy wren)
Lineage: Eukaryota; Metazoa; Chordata; Aves; Passeriformes; Maluridae
Exons: 8
Coding region: 65-1171 (368 amino acids)
Source: RefSeq, a predicted model, not a curated record
GCUCUGUGCCCGCCGCCGGCCCGGGCCCGAGCGAUCGCGGGCACCCCCUCCCCGGGCCGGCAGGAUGCCCCGCGGGCGAGCCUGGACGCAGGCGGAGGUCAGCAGCCUCCUGUCGCUGGUGGGGGGCUCGGGGGAGGCCGCCCUGCUCAUGGCCUCCACGUCGCGACCCAACGAGGCGCUGUGGCGGGAGAUCUCCCGGGGGCUGGCGGCGGCCGGCUACGGGCGCAGCGUGGCCCAGUGCCGCUCCAAGUGGAAGGCGCUCAAGCAGGCUUUCCACUCAGAGCGGGAGACGCGCCGGAGGGCAGGACACCACUCGCCCCGGCUGCCGCCGCACUACCGAGCCAUGAAGAGCAUCUGGAAGGCGGCUGGGAGGCCCGUGUUCGGCGAGCGGAGGAUGCCAGAUAUGGUGAAGCUGCCUUCCAGGAAGCGCAGGUCAGCCCGUGCCACACGGUCUUCGUCCUCACCAGAGCCACCAGAGCACGAUGUUGGCGGGGAUGACCCUGGCACGCUCCUGUCGCCGAUGCUGCAGUGUGCAAAGGGCGAGCCACAGAGUCCAGCUGAUGGGGACCAUGUUGCUGGAGUGCCACCCACGCACCCCACCAUGCCACACGCCAGUUGCUGCUUCCCUCCCCUCUCCCUCCUGGGCUGUCACACUGAAGUGAAGCAGGAAGGAGCUGAGGAAAAGGCUGGUUUUCCUGGUGAGAUGUCCCUGGGGACGGGAAGAAGAAACCAAAUGCUGCCAGCGGCUGCCACAGCCACAGGCUCCCACGGGACAGCAGCCAUGAGCGAGCAGCCAGCAGCAGCUGAAGAUGCAUCAGACCCCAGCCUGCAUGGGUCUGGUGUGGCGGGCUUGCUCCAGAAYGUCCAGCAGCUGCUGGUGCAGAUCCUGCAGACGUCACGGCAGCAGCAGGCGCUGCUGGAGAGCCUGGCCAGUGACACAGUGUCCCACCUGCACCUCCUCUCCCACAGCCUCGUGCAGGUGGGAGAGACCCUGCACCAGCUCCUGCUCCGGCCGCAGACCCAUCCUGGCCCCAUUGGCCACUACAUCCCCCACAUGCCCCUUCUUGAGGGUGGCCCCGGAGUGCCCUGCUCCCCCAGUGCUCUCCACACUUCCCUGGAUCACAAAGAGGAACCUCAGCUGUCCCCUAAUGCCAGGUGCAUCACCCCAUGAGUGCCACCRGCACUGGCCCCAGGCUUUGCUACACAGCCACGGCACAAAUCUUUAUAGCAGAGGUUCCAGAUAUUUUGAAAGUUUAUACUAGAGAGACAUUUUAAUAAAAUUAAAAAUAGC